Messenger RNA from Zingiber officinale, 806 nucleotides. RefSeq lists its product as uncharacterized. Gene Ontology annotation, cellular component: mitochondrial matrix. The record is from RefSeq and is a predicted model, not a curated record. NCBI's taxonomy places the organism in Eukaryota, Viridiplantae, Streptophyta, Magnoliopsida, Zingiberales, Zingiberaceae. Bases 23 to 694 code for a protein of 223 amino acids. The transcript has 3 exons.
UGGGAGAGCAAAGCGGAACGGCAUGGCUCGCUUCCUUAAACCCUUCUCCCUUCUCGGCCCCUCUUCCUCCCCUCGACGAUCCUUCCUCGCCGGCGCCGGCAACAUCCACUUAGCCUUUGACGACAACCUCCUCCGCAUCCUUCGCAAUGAAAUCGCCUACCUCUCCAACUACCUUCCCUCGCGUCCGCUUCCGCAGCGCUUCAAGUGGUUCUCCAUCGAAGACCACCCCGGCGAGCAGUGGAUCCGCCUCCGGAACGAGAACGGCGCCGAGGAGGUCAAGGUGGACGCCACCAUGUUCGACGGCGCCGAGCCAUUACCUCUCGCGUCAGCCCCGUUAUUCGAAAAGGUGGAGGCCAUGGAACGCGGCCCCCGCCCCCGCAUUAGCCUUAUAGUUGAGGUUGCCCGCGCCGAGCCUGCCGACUCAGUUCUCGAGUUCAUCUGCUCAGCUUGGCCUGACUCCCUUGAGGUUCAGAUGAUGUUCCCUCUGCGCCGAAAGAGCGCCGCUGUUCGCCCUUACAUGGGUCGUGAUUUCAAGGAUUUAGAGAAGGAUUUGCGGAGUCGGGUGACUUCAUACUUGGAGAAACAGGGGGUGGAUGAUGAACUUGCUGAGUUCUUGCACGAGUAUAUGGCCAACAAGGACAAAGUGGAGCUGCAUCGAUGGUUGAGGAUGGUUGAGUCUUAUGUCCAGAAGUAGAGAGGUUCUUCCCCAAUUUGCUAGUUUGAAUUGUUUUCUCCUCCAUGAAUCUAGACUCUGCUUAACUUAUUUCUUGAAUUUGUUCACAAUUUUAUAGUGCAUUCCCCUAAAA